AUGAAUGCACAAGAGCGAAAUGCUAAAUUGCUGGAUGUUUGUGAUGAAAUUGAUAAAACUACUAGUUCGCCAAAUAAUACAACUUUCCAUAGUUUUAAUAACACAGGCAUUACUGAAUCAGUCUUGGAAAACAAUUGCCUUUGCAAUUCUGUAAAAUACUUAGAUCUUCAACGCAUAACGAUUGAUCAAAAUAAUGUAACAAUGGCUUUGAAAAUCUCCGAAUAUGAAAAAGCAUUAUCUGAAAGAGAUUACACCAUUCAAUCAUUGCAUACAGCUAUGAUGAAUUCUCAAAAUAACAACUAUGUUCUAAACAACCAAUGCAAGAAUUUAAUGGAAAAAACGAAGUCAGUAAAUGAUACCUGUAUCCGCCUUAAUACCAGUUUCACAAUUAUUUGUGAACGUUUAAACAGACUCGGGGACACAGUAGAUAAUGCAAAAACCAGACAAAAAGAUGUUAUGACUUUAGUAGAUCAAACUACUAAUACAUUUCAAGAAAAAAUGUUGACUAUUUCAGAUGCUCUUGAUGAGUCAUUAAAGCAAGUGACUAUUGAAAAGAUAAGAACUAAAGAAGAUUUCGAAAUGUUGCAAGAUAAGUAUUCUCUUGAUGUAUCUGCUUUUAAAACAAAUCUACAAGAAUGUACUAAUGAAAUAGAAUAUUUAAAAAAUGAAAAUAAUAUUUUGUUGGAAAAACUGAAUGAUUCAUAUAUACAGUUAAAUGAAGAAAAAGAAAAUUUAUUGAAUCUUAAUCAAUGCUUUGAAACAGAACGAAGAGAGAUGGAAAAUCAAAAUCUACUGCUUACUAAUCAAAAUAAAUCCAUGAAUCAAAAGUAUGAUGAAUUAAGAACUAAAAAUCAAAGUUUGGAAGAUGAGCUUAAUGUACUGAAGACUUCUCUAAAUGAAAACCAAAAACAGAUAGAUAUACAAUCAAAUAUAAUUAAAGAGCAAUCAGAAUUGUGUGAUAAUUUAAAAAUAUUUGAGGAAUUAAAUGAUAAAUUAAAAAAAGAUAAUUUUACAUUAAAAGAACAGAAUGAAUAUCUUGAAAAAAUUAAUACAAAUUUGGUAGAGGAUAUUAGUAGUAUAAAAUUAUCUCAACAAGGAAUUCAAGAAGAGACAGAAAACAAAUUUAAAGAUAUGUGUGAAAAUUAUGACAAUUUAUUGAAAAUGCAAGAUGAUAGAUUAAAAGAUAGAAAUGAAAAGUUAGCGUUACAAAAAGAAAAAGAAAUUAAAAAUCAAGCUGAAGUAAUAGAAUUAAAGGAAGAAAUUCAAACAUCUAAUAAAACAAUUACUGGCUUACGAGAGGAAUUACAAGCUAAUUGUGUUUUGAUACCUGAAUUGCAAAAUAAAAUUAAUGAAUUAAAUAAAAAUUUAGUUAAUGCUUAUCAAACAUUAAGCGACUCUACUAAAGAACUAGUUUCAGAAAAAAAUGAACUGGAAAAAGAAAAAACUUACCUAGAAAAUCAAAGCAAAGAACAUUUUGGUCAAAUUGAAAAACUAACUGCUAAUUAUAUGAAAUAUAAGUCAAAAGCCAAACAGUUAUAUGUAGAAGUUAUGAGACUUAGACAUCAAUGUUCUCGAUCAGAACCAAAAAAAAAAACUCAACAACUUCAACCCGUAGAUACUAUUGAGGUAUUAAGUGAUGAAGAUAAUAAUAUUGAUCAUGAUGUGAGUAUAAUUGAAUUUAAUGACAGAAAUGUAUCAAACAUGAAUGUUAGUAUACGUUCUACUUCAAACAAACCUUUUCAAAAAUCUAAUAUUUCAAGCUUAAAAAGAAAUGGUUCACCUUUAAUACAUAUUGGUAGUUCUAAAGUGAAGAAACGUAUAACAUCUGUUGAUGUUGCUGCCUCACAUAUAACAGAAAUGUCAUCAGAUGUUUUAAAUCAAAAAAAUGAUGUAAGCCAAAUUGAAAAUUCAUUAAACUCAUCAUUUAAAAGUAUUAAUUUAAAACACGAAGACAAAAAUGCUAAUACAAUAGAGAAAACAAAUGAGUACAACCUAAAUGUAAAUGAUGAUGUUGAUUAUAAUUCUUCUGCAAGUCCUCAUCAAAUAAAAAGUAACAUGAGCAUUUUGAGUAAUACAAGUCAAGUUAAAUCAACCUUAAACGCUAGUUUGAUUCCUGCUGCGAAGAAAAAAUUUAAAAUACCUGCUGAUAUUAAGUUAUCUCAAAAAAAAAUUAAACCUACAAAUAUCAAAAAAACUGACUGGACUAAGCCAAAUUCACCUGUUGUUUUUACUGUUCCUUCUCCUAAUCUUCAACCUAAAUUUAUUAAAUAA
Messenger RNA from Macrosiphum euphorbiae (potato aphid), 2271 nucleotides. NCBI's taxonomy places the organism in Eukaryota, Metazoa, Arthropoda, Insecta, Hemiptera, Aphididae. The record is from the annotation of a GenBank genome assembly.